Molecule: messenger RNA, 2275 nt
Organism: Epinephelus lanceolatus (giant grouper)
Lineage: Eukaryota; Metazoa; Chordata; Actinopteri; Perciformes; Serranidae
Product: lathosterol oxidase-like
Biological process (GO): lipid biosynthetic process
Molecular function (GO): oxidoreductase activity; iron ion binding
Source: RefSeq, a predicted model, not a curated record
AGAAGGAGAAGAAGAAGAAGAAGAAGAAGAAGAAGAAGAAGAAGAAGAAGAAGAAGAAGAAGAAGAAGCCAAGAGGAGUGUCCCUCUGAAUCUUGACCAGCUUCCUUCUAGGAAAAAUAGUUCUCCCUGGAAUGCAUGGCAAACUCAUCUCAGCAGCGUGCGGUUCAUGCUCCACUUAACUACUUGCUGCAUUAAGUCACAUGAUUUCUUUUACAAAUCAUAUACUGGUGGAUAUGCUGUGUGGGGAAGAGGGAGGACACGUGCACUCAAUACGAAGAUUCACACACUAGCAGACUGUGCCAUGGAUCAUGUGCUGAACACUGCUGACAAUUACAUCUUCACUCCGUAUGUUUACCCGGCCACAUGGCCCGAGGACUGGGCUCUGCGUCAGAUAAUCAGCCUGUGGGUAGUGACCAACUUGGGAGCACUGCUCAUUUAUCUGGGCUUUGGUGCUCUUAGUUUCUAUUACGUUUUUGACCAUAAGCUCAUGAAACAUCCACAUUUUCUUAAGGACCAGGUCAGAAAAGAGAUUAAACUAGCAACAGCCUCCAUCUUCUGGAUGAGCUUCCCCACAGUGGCCCUUUUCUUCUGGGAGGUCAGGGGAUAUAGCAAACUUUAUGACAACAUCAGUGAAUCUUGUCUAGGCUGGCCGGGGAUGUUCCUGAGCAUUGCUGGUUUCUUGUUCUUCACUGACAUGUGUAUCUACUGGAUACACCGUUCCCUGCACCACAAAAGAAUUUACAAGCACUUACAUAAGCAGCAUCAUAUAUUCAAGAUCCCUACGCCUUUUGCCAGCCAUGCCUUCCACCCACUUGACGGCUUCCUGCAGAGCUUACCCUAUCACGUCUACCCAUUCAUCUUCCCCCUUCACAAGGUGGUAUACCUCUCACUCUUUGUAUUUGUCAACAUCUGGACCAUAUCCAUACACGAUGGAGACUACCGCAUCCCUGGCCCCCUGAUAUUUCUGAUCAAUGGUGCUGCUCACCAUGUAGACCAUCAUCUCUUCUUCAACUACAACUACGGACAAUACUUCACGCUCUGGGAUCGACUAGGGGGCUCCUACAGACACCCCUCAGCCCUGCUGGGAAAGGGGCCACAUGACCACAUUCGCAAGCUAAUGGCAGAGGGUGCACACACACAGUGAUGAUGGAGAUGCUGUCAGGAUUUUCUUCAUUGGUUUAAACCUCUCAGGGAGGUUCCUAAUGCUCAGCCUAGGUCAUGACUCAAGAGACAACUGCAUCAGAUGCAAAACAAACAAUCAGGGGGCGUCGGUGGCUAAGUGGUAGAGCAGACACCCCAUGUACAAGGCUGUUGCUGCAGCGGCCUGGGUUCGACUCCUGCCUGGGGCCCUUUGCUGCAUGUCAAUCCCUCUCCCUCUCCCCCUUUCACGCUCAUCUGUCCAAUCGAUUAAAGGCUUAAAAAUGCCCCCCCAAAAAAUAUCUUUAAAACAAGCAAUCAGGAGCAGGAAUGAGAAAACAGAGACGUGGAUUGUUUUCCAAACAAAGCAUCUCCCAAUAUUGUACAAUACAACAGCACCACAACCCUCCAAAAUGACCAUAAAGUUGAAUCAGUACCUCAAUAUAACAGUUUAAACUUCAUGAAAGUUGUUUUUAUGGCAGGGUUGUUUUUCCAGUAUGUCAUUAGCUUUGACCAUCCCUUUGAUCAAAAUAAUUCACACUGCAUAUGUUAUAGUCUUCUGCAAGACCUUGUAUAAAAAUGACAGGGAGCAGAUUUUACAUAUUAGGUGCUAUUCCUUUGAUAUUUGAGCUCAAAUGGGCUGUUAUAAGUAACUGAUCAAGAUUAUAGAACACUUUGUGGGUCUGAGAUAACUGUGAGAAAAUAGUUGAACUUUUAAGGACUUUGGUCUGAUGAUGUUUGUCAUCCAGGACUGUAUUCAUCAAACUGCCAACAUGAUGACAACUUCAUAAUAUGAGGCCAGUGUUUCUAUGCAUUUUGGUAAGAGUGAUGGAGCAUUGACAGACACAUUUUUUACUAGCAAAGACUACUUUACAAAGAGCACACACCAUAUCUGUGUGAGUGUUCACUGUCCUCACUCUCUGGAUUUGACACAAAUUUGAAAAAAAAAACAAAGCAUUACAUGCAAAAGAGGCAGAACAACUGAAUGCAACUCUUUUUUCAUUUAUGUUAUCACAAAAUUGUUAUUUUAUGUUAAUGUUUACAAAGACUACAAUAUAAACCCAAUACCAAUGCAUAAUAAAUGUUUGCACUAUGUCUGCUUAGCUGGAAAUUUCUUAAAUACAACAAAAUGCAACAA